AUGUUGGCAUUGUUCAUUUGGGUUUCUCUGCUUCUCAUAAGCUUGACACAUUGGGUUUAUAGCUGGAGAAACCCCAAAUGCAGAGGGAAACUUCCACCUGGUUCAAUGGGUUUCCCGUUACUCGGCGAGAGUAUACAAUUCUUCAAACCAAACACAACUUCAGACAUACCUCCAUUUGUCAAAGAAAGAGUCAAGAAGUAUGGUCCAAUAUUCAAGACUAAUCUUGUGGGGAGACCAGUUAUUGUAUCAACAGACGCUGAUUUGAGUUACUUUGUGUUUCAACAAGAAGGUCGUUGUUUCCAGAGUUGGUAUCCAGACACUUUUACAGAGAUCUUUGGGAGGAAGAAUGUUGGUUCAUUACAUGGGUUUAUGUAUAAGUACCUUAAAAGCAUGGUCUUGACUCUCUUUGGCUAUGAUGGUCUCAAGAAGAUGCUUCCUCAAGUCGAACUAACUGCAAACAAGAGAUUAGAGCUUUGGUCAAAUCAAGAAUCAGUAGAACUCAAAGAUGCAACCGCAAGCAUGAUAUUUGAUCUUACCGCGAAGAAGUUGAUCAGUCAUGAUCCAGACAAGUCAUCAGAGAAUCUAAGGUCUAACUUUGUUGCUUUUAUUCAAGGAUUGAUCUCCUUCCCAUUUAACAUCCCAGGGACUGCUUAUCACAAAUGUCUAAAGGGUAGGGAAAAAGCAAUGAAAAUGUUGAAGAAUAUGCUUCAGGAGAGGAGGAAGAACCCGAGGAAGAACCCGAGUGAUUUCUUUGAUUAUGUAAUUGAAGAAAUCAAGAAAGAAGGGACAAUUCUAACAGAGGAGAUUGCGCUGGAUUUGAUGUUUGUCUUGCUAUUCGCAAGCUUCGAAACAACUUCUCUCGCUUUAACUUUAGCCAUCAAGUUUCUUUCAGAUGACCCUGAAGUUCUAAAGCGCUUAACGGAAGAACAUGAGACAAUUCUGAGAAACCGAGAAGAUGCUGAGUCAGGACUGACAUGGGAAGAAUACAAGUCAAUGACUUACACAUUUCAGUUCAUAAAUGAAACAGCAAGACUAGCAAAUAUAGUUCCUGCAAUCUUCAGAAAGGCAUUGAGAGAUAUAAAAUUCAAAGAUUAUACAAUUCCAGCCGGCUGGGCGGUGAUGGUCUGUCCACCAGCUGUACAUUUGAAUCCAGACAAGUACAAAGAUCCUUUACUCUUUAACCCAUCAAGAUGGGAGGAAUCAAAAGCUAGCAAUGCAUCAAAGCAUUUCAUGGCGUUUGGUGGUGGUAUGAGGUUUUGUGUUGGAACUGACUUCACCAAAUUGCAAAUGGCUGUGUUUAUUCAUAGCUUGGUAACAAAAUACAGGUGGGAGGAGAUUAAAGGAGGAAAUAUACUACGAACUCCCGGAUUACAGUUUCCCAAUGGUUACCAUGUUAGACUCCAUCAAAAAGAGACUAAAGACAUGUUAUAA
Messenger RNA from Arabis nemorensis, 1431 nucleotides. The record is from the annotation of a GenBank genome assembly. Lineage: Eukaryota; Viridiplantae; Streptophyta; Magnoliopsida; Brassicales; Brassicaceae.